Messenger RNA from Hordeum vulgare subsp. vulgare (domesticated barley), 1563 nucleotides. Its product is annotated as probable WRKY transcription factor 72. The record is from RefSeq and is a predicted model, not a curated record. NCBI's taxonomy places the organism in Eukaryota, Viridiplantae, Streptophyta, Magnoliopsida, Poales, Poaceae. Gene Ontology annotation, molecular function: DNA-binding transcription factor activity; sequence-specific DNA binding. The transcript is spliced from 3 exons. Gene Ontology annotation, biological process: regulation of DNA-templated transcription. The coding region runs from base 141 to 1199 and encodes 352 amino acids.
UCUUACUUUUCCCCCCACCUUCCCACCUCGCGUCCAGCACGCCGAUAAAAACUGCGGCACGCUAACCCUAUACUGACUCUACUCCGCUCCGCAGCAGCAGCACCACCGCCAGAGCUUCGCUUCCUCUCUCCGCAGCUGGCAUGGCGUCUUCCGGCGGCGGGCGCUCACCGGUGACGGCGGUCUUAGACGACCUGGUCGAUGUACGCGACCGCGUGGCGGUGCUGCAGACCGUGUUGCACGAGUCUUCGCCUGGGCCAACGACCGUGGAGGCGGGGGAGCUGGUGGACGGGAUGAUGGCCAAGCUGUCGAGCGCCUUCUCGGUCGUUCUCGGCACCGGCGAUGGUGGCGUGGCGUCGUCGUUGUCAGGAGCAGGCCGGGGGCCGAGCGGGAGGAGGAAGAGACCCGGCGCGGCGUCGUCCGGGCCGCACCGCCGGAGCAGCCCGAGGGGAAGGAUGAAGAGCCCUCUAAGCAGGACGGUCACCGCUACGACGCUCACAGAUGGCAAGUCAUGGAGGAAGUAUGGACAGAAACAGAUACAUGACUCUACUAACCCGAGGAGCUACUACAGGUGCACGCAUUUGCCGGAUCAAGGCUGCAAGGCCAAGAGGCACGUCCAGCAAUCCGAGUCCAACCCGACGGAGUAUACCAUGGACUACUAUGGCCAGCACACCUGCAGGGACCCCUCCACGUUCCCAUCGCUCAUCGUCCAAAGCGCCGCCGCUGCCCCGCCGCCAGACUGCGCAAACCUCAUCAGCUUCGCGCCCAUCAAUGGAGCUAACAGCGGUUUCACCGCAAGCACGAGCACAAGUGCUUUUGCUCAUCAUCUCAUGAAAGAAGCGGCUGAUCAUCACCCUAUGCUCUUCUCCCGCUUCUCCAAUUACUACAGCUCCUCGCCGCCGGCCCAGGAGGGUGUGUCCAGUGGCUCACCGUCGCCGGCUUGCCACGGGAAGUUCAUGCAGUACGGCGCCGGCGGGCAGUUCAUCAACGUUACUGGCUUAAGGACAUCGCCGUUGACUGUGGGAUCGGCGCCAGCGGAGUACUGGCCAGUGGUGGGGGUCGCCGGUGUCGACAUGGAUGCUGGCGCGGGCAUGGACAGCUUCCCUUCCCCGCCGAGCAGCCCGGGGUUUCUGUCGGGCUCGUUGGAGGGAUCAUUUGGCAACAACGUUUGCGAUGACGACCUGUUCAGCUUCGAUUCCUGACCAUGCCAAUGUGCAUGCAUGCUAAUUGAGCCAUUAACACGCGCUUGCGCAAUUUGCACGGGCCGGUUAAUAGUAAUGGUAGUAGGGUGUACCGUCUAUGUAUGUAUAUUGGGCAUGUAUGUAAUGUGCACCGGAUUGGUAUGUCAAUGGUAAAUAUAUAUGUAACUUCGUCUGUACGACACUAAAUGGAACGUGCUACACGUCGGUCGGCGUUUUUUUUUUUAAAAGAUCCGCCGCCUCACGAGUUGUUGGAUGGGCUGACUAUUACUUUUUGUCACUUCUGUAACAUAGUCUGUGUUGCAGGAUUUUCUUGCAACAAAGGUUAUGUUGAAGAAGACAUUUGUAAAAGAGGUUGUGUUACAGG